UCUGACAUAAAAGAGAUGAGCGUGAUGAGUUGGAUGCUGAAUUUUUUUUAAUGGAUAUACAGGGACUGUUUCUGUAAUACAUUAAAACCUCAGGGUCUUUUAUGCAAUUAUUCAUAAUCUUUUGUCUCUGCGACAGUCGGGAUCCUCUUUAUGGCAUUUUUCCUUUGAGUGUCUUGUAAGCCUUUUUCUUUUCCGACGACAGAGAUCAAACAGGAAGGAGGAGGAGGGCAAUUCUCCGGUGGUCGUCGGCGGCCGAGGAACAGUGGAUAUGGAAUCUUCUUCGAGAAACAAACUCGAAAAAUUCACAAAAACAAGUAAUGAUAGUAUCAGGUAUAAAGAACGAGGACGAACAAAAGGAGGAGGACGAAGGGAAAUGUUGUUAGGGAUAGGGUUUUUGAUGCAGGGAUUUCGAUGCUUCCCGUGGAUGGCGGUGAUCUUCUUCCUCAAGGACGGACUCCGUGUGGAUCCAUCAACGCUACAAAUCCUUCAGAAUUCUGCAAAUCUUCCGAUGGUUGCCAAGCCCUUUUACGGUCUUUUAUCUGAUUCAUUCUAUGUUUUUGGUCAACAUCGCAUUCCAUACAUCGCCUUCGGAGCUUUGUUACAAGCUGUAUCCUGGCUUACCAUUGCAUCUCUACCCUCUUCAAGCAUGUCGUUCUUCACAAUCACUGUUUAUCUCCUCCUUGGAAACCUUGGUGCUUCGAUAGUCGAGGUUGCAAACGAUGCUGUAGUUGCAGAAUGUGGGAAACAAUCCGCCAACGAUUCAGGGUCAUCGUCAUCCGAUCUUCAAUCAUAUGCGUGGGUGGCCUCGUCAAUUGGUGGCGUCUUGGGGAACCUUCUAGGUGGUAUAUCUAUUACGCAGUUUUCGCCAAGCGCAAUGUUCUCGUUCUUUGGAAUCCUGCUGACUCUUCAAUUCUUCAUUACGAUUUCAGUGAGUGAGAGAUCACUCGACUUACCAAAGAGUCCGUCCAAUCAUGGCAUCAGAAAGCAGCUUUCCGAGCUUUUACUGGUGCUACGAAAACCCGAGAUUUAUCAACCAAUUUCUUGGUUUGCAGCAUCUUACGCCAUAAUUCCAGCCUUAACCGGCACCAUGUUCUUCUAUCAAACACAACAUCUAAAGAUCGAAUCCUCCGUUCUAGGGAUUUCAAAGGUCUUUGGUCAAGUCGCUAUGCUAUUAUGGGGUGUUGUAUAUAACCAACACCUGAAGUCUAUCCCACCACGAAAACUAAUCUCCAUGAUUCAGGGAACAAUGGCUGUUCUAAUGGUAUCAGACGCGUUAUUCGUGAACGGCUUUUAUCGAACCAUGGGGAUACCGGACUCACUAUACAUUGUGGUUGUUUCUGGGCUUCUUGAGGUCUUGUAUUUCUUCAAGACUCUACCUUUCAGUGUUCUGAUGGCAAAGCUCUGCCCAGCGGGUUGUGAAGGAUCUCUAAUGGCAUUUGUCAUGUCUUCUAUCGCAUUGGCGUUCAUUGUAAGUGGGUACCUUGGGGUCGCUCUCGGCUCGUACGUCGAAAUCACGGAAACCGAUUUUUCGGGUUUCCAGAAAGGGCUCUUAAUACAGGCGGCAUGCACUGUUCUGCCUCUUUUCUGGUCUUCGGUUAUCCCGGAAUACCCAAAACUCAAAACCCAGAAGAAAGAAAAGUAACAAAGAAGGUUUGUUGGUUGAUCAUAGCUCAGUAGGUCCAUCUGCAUAUAAACAUAUACAUACAGAGUUGGUGUAUCUAUAUAUAGGACUAGGAGAUCUUAUUUAUGUUUUGCACAAGAAAUGCGAGUCCUGAGGUCCCGUUAGGAACAAGACCGGCGUUACUAGAGACCGGUUGGGAACACGACCUGCGUUAACUAGGGACCGGUUAGGGUCAACCUAGUCUAAGACAUACGUUUAGGGCCUAGUUCUUUAUACAUAUCUAUAUACGAUUAUGUGGUUUUAGGGUUUUUAUUUUGAUACGUUGGUCUCGUUUGUAUUUCAUUUAUUUCAAUCUUGU
Cynara cardunculus var. scolymus (artichoke) is the source of this 1979-nucleotide messenger RNA. Its product is annotated as probable folate-biopterin transporter 7. The record is from RefSeq and is a predicted model, not a curated record. Bases 269 to 1642 code for a protein of 457 amino acids. Gene Ontology annotation, cellular component: membrane. The transcript is spliced from 2 exons. Lineage: Eukaryota; Viridiplantae; Streptophyta; Magnoliopsida; Asterales; Asteraceae.